UUUCUUAAAGCUGCCAAUUCAGUAUGCUUAUAUUGUGCUGCAGACUGAUGUGUCUCAGCCUUACCUUAAACCAUAAUGCUCCUUUCAUAGGCAGCCAUCCCAAGGUGUCAGCCCAGCUGGCUGGACACACAGAGUUGUUCUGGUAAUAUUUGAUGAAGGAGAUCUGGCCACCAUCCUAGUGACCUGCACAUUUGCCCCUCCCACAGCCCACACAGGGGCACCUUUUUGGUUAUAUCUGGGACAAAAUCUUUACAUCACCUAGAGACAAGAACCGGCUAGAUGACAGGGUCUAACAGCCUCUUAGGGACCGGGUAUGUCUACACUGCAGUUAAACACUCUGGGCUGAUUCUUGCCAACUGCCUCAGACUCGCAGGGCUCCAGCUAAAAGGCUGCUUAAAGCAUGGUGUAGACAUUCAGGCUGCCCGAGUUUUCGGACCCUACCACUUUCUCUAGGCCAACCAUCUACACUGCAAUUAAACAGACCCUUAUCUCAAACCCCCUGAACCCAAGUCGGUUUGCACCAGCCAGCCACAGGUUUUUAAUUGCAGCAUAGAUGUAUCUUUUGGGGUUAAAUCUCCUCCCUGCAUCCUAGUUAUUUUGGCUUUUGGGGAAAUAGAAAAAAUCUGAUUAAUAUGUCAAAGUUCCUUUCAGUUGCUGCCUGCUGUAUGUUUGUUAUGCAAUAACCAGUUUACAGCAUCUGCUCAAUAUUAGAAGCAGGGAAAGGGGAGAGACCUGCUUUCUCAUCACAGUCUGGAUGCUGGAGCCUUGCAAGGAACAAGAGCAGGUCUGAUGGGCCUAGCUGGCAAAGCCUAGAAGCAUCUUCCAGUGUAAUCCCACCUGUGCUCCAUGUCCCUUCAUUCUUAGCCACUCCAGGAUGAAUUGCUGGCCCUGCAUCCACAUAUAAACCUUUCUGAGCCCCACUGCAGAGUGAAGGCCUCUUGCACACACACAGACUAACUCCACAUCCCUCUUCUUUUACUGUGACCUUGUCCACUAUGGGACUGAGUUUACCCAUCUGUAUGUUAUGGCUUUGCCUACACUAAAGGGACUUACCAGGCCAAGAUCUGUGUGGCCCCCUUACAUGCUUGUAAAACCUGUUGCGCCCACAUCACAUAAGUGCUCUCAAUGGCUUACCUGUGAGCCAAAUGCAUUUGGAUUAGACUAGUGUGUACACGCACAUGAUGCGCAAGCCCAGUAUAAUGGGGCCCGUGAUGAGGGCCUCUAACUGUUUAUCCAAUAGAAAUGACUUGCUUUAAGCAGGGCACAAUAUUGGAUUUACCCUGAAUCAUUUCAGCAUGUAUUGGUUUGAUAGCAGUGUGGAAAGCACCAGAGCAGACCACAUAGUCCUCUCCCUACUGGCCCACAGUCCACUGGUGACCUUUUGAGAUCUCCUAGAAUCCACUGCUGCUGGCAGCUGAGCUGGAAACUGUGGGAUAGGUACCCAGAAGACAUUGCAGGGGAAGUGGCUGAGAAUAGCACCGGUGUGGAUUCAGUGCUGAAUGGACAUGUUGAAGUGUUUGUGUCUAGACCAGCAUCAUCCCACCAGCUCAGUUCUCUAGUGGAGACAUGAUCUAUAGGUACAAACCAGUAACACUUCCCUACCUUGCAAAUAGCUUGUGAGGCUAGAAUCGUGUUUGUCAUGUCAUGCUCUCUGAGAUCUUCACAUGAAAGUGCUGCACAAGAGGGCAAAGUAGCCAUGUGAUUAAAGAUGCUGACCUUUAAAGCUAGUUAUCCUGUAGGAGGUCACCCUAUCAGUCAGAGAGUGAUACAGGAGAACACAAGUCCCCAGGCCAAAGGAAGGGGGAGGAGGAGAGGUGCUGUUGCUGGGUGGAGUCAGCCUUCCAGCCUUAGCAAAAUACCUUUAUCUUGGGAAGAUAAAACAGAAGGGUGGUGGCAGAGUCUGCUUCUGGCAGACACGUGUAGCCCAACUCUACCACAGUGGGACGCCUAGCCUCUCCUGCAGCAGCAUGGCUUGGAACUGUAACUGCUCCCUGCAGGUCUGGCCAGAAAAGGCUUGAUGGGACCUAUGCUGCUUCAGCUGGCAUUCUGUUAACGGGAUUAGGCAGUAAUGGGGCAACCCUUCAGUGGGAGAGGAAGAGAGCAAGAGCAGGCCCCUGACUGCCACCUCUUAUGAGACUCGUUAUGGACCCUGCUGUCAUGGCUUCAUCUCCAGCUCCCUUACAGUGAAUUCUGUGAUGCAGUUUGGUUUGUCCCCAGGGGUAGCCAUCCCUUAGGACACUUCUCUGCCCAGUUCCCAGAUGUUCUGGGUAGGAUCUCUCCCACUUCUGAGGGAUUAUUGAUGGAUAGGCACCUCCCACUCCCUUACUUAAAUACAGAAAAAGGUGUAUGUUACCACUGUUUGUGUCGAGGGGAAAGACAUGGAACGACAGGACAUGAGGGAAUGGGGUGCCAAUUUACUAAUAAUUCCUCACAGGUGUAGGGGGGAUACAUACACACUCCUUUCCUUGUGUGUCUCUUCCCCCUCCACCAGUCCUUUGCUGUUUCAUUCCUCCAUAUCAUUUUUCCACCCCUCCCAGUGUAUUUUUUCCUCCAUGCCCUGGUGGUACCCCCUUCCUGUUCCCAUUCCCUCCCAGAUGACUGUGUGCUGCUGGGCUUGGGAAGAUGACAGCACCCAUUCGUAUCGCCGUGGGACUAGGCCUCACAUGCUGCCAGAGCUGAGCUGAACGCUGCAGAAGCAAAGAAGAGAAGUGUGGGUUGAUGGGAUGCUGCCUGCAGCUCCAUGUGUGAGCAGCUCCACAUCCCCCUCACAGAAGCCGCUGUGCGAGCAGAGAGAAGUCAUUGACAAGUUUGAUUACGUCUUUGCGGAGAAUGGCACCGUGCAGUACAAGAAUGGGCAGCUGGUCGCCAAACAGGCUAUCCAGAAUCACCUGGGGGAGGAGCUUUUGCAGGAGCUGAUCAACUUCUGUCUCAACUACAUGGCCCUCCUGAAGCUGCCCAAGAAACGCGGGACCUUCAUAGAAUUCCGCAACGGAAUGCUGAACAUCUCUCCCAUUGGCCGAAGCUGCACCCUGGAGGAGCGACUAGAAUUCUCCGAGCUGGACAAGAAAGAGAGGAUCCGAGAGAAGUUUGUGGCAGCCCUGCAGAGGGAGUUUGCUGGCAAAGGCCUACGGUUCUCUCGAGGUGGUAUGAUCAGCUUUGAUGUCUUCCCUGAGGGCUGGGACAAGCGCUACUGCCUCGACAUCCUCAAGGACGAGCGGUUCGACACCAUCCACUUCUUUGGGAAUGAGACAACCCCAGGAGGGAAUGAUUAUGAAAUUUAUGAUGACCCCCGGACAGUAGGCCACAGCGUCCAGUCUCCCCAGGACACACUCAGGAGGUGCCAGGAGAUCUUUUUUCCUGAGAAAGCUAAUGAAUCGUGACUCUGAUACCCCUUUUUCAGCACCCUGCCUCCCAAGAUCCCACAUCAUGAAAACCACCUUCAUUUGAGGACUCUGCGCAGGGCCCUUUGAAGAAAGGCUUCCAGAGCUGGUUGUGAGGGAAAGAUUUAAACUGAGAUGGCGGAGGGGGGAUAGGGAUGGGGGGUUACUAAUCUUCCAGUACCCCCAGUUACAGGUGGGCUUUGUGGGACCAGACUCCUCCCUGCCACCAAACAGACUCUCUUCCUUUUCAGGGUGAAUUCUCAGUUCUUGGUGGGAGAUGGUUCCCUGCUCUGUUGGUCUGAGGCAUUUGUAGGGCCCAGUCACUACCGUCUCACUCUCUAAACGUAUUUGCACAAGGGAUGCACUCCUCAUCAGUUAGCACCCUUAACUAGGAAGCAGAGUCUGGGACCCCCAUAUGGGACCAAUCCUUAAAGGUGACCU
Chelonoidis abingdonii (Abingdon island giant tortoise) is the source of this 3821-nucleotide messenger RNA. The record is from RefSeq and is a predicted model, not a curated record. NCBI's taxonomy places the organism in Eukaryota, Metazoa, Chordata, Testudines, Testudinidae.